Molecule: messenger RNA, 2405 nt
Organism: Drosophila grimshawi
Lineage: Eukaryota; Metazoa; Arthropoda; Insecta; Diptera; Drosophilidae
Product: protein scylla
Biological process (GO): apoptotic process; regulation of TOR signaling; negative regulation of signal transduction
Cellular component (GO): cytoplasm
Source: RefSeq, a predicted model, not a curated record
GUGAUACAAAAAAGAAAAAGCAAACGAAGCGAAAAACAAAGAAAAGCGAGGAAAUCUAGAGAACAUAUUUUCCCGACAAGCAGAAAAACAGCAAGUCUAAUGAAAAUGGAAGUUCUCGCUGUGCAGUCAAAUUACGGCGGUGUCCUCGGCUCCAACAAAGUUCGAGAUUGGACCAGCACAUUGACACCGCCCACGUCGUCCGCCGUUGCGGCCAAGAAGGUCGCCGUUGCCGUUGGCAGCAGCAGCAGCAACAUCAACAACAACAGCAGCAGUCGCAGCCAGACUAACACUCACAGUAUUAAGCACAAGCAGCCGACGACGAGCAGCAGCAGCAGCAGCAUUAGCAAGAAAACCAAAUCGAGCAACAACAACAGCACGAACAGCAACAGCAACUUCGUGAACAACCGUUAUCCGAUCGCGAUCUCGUACGACGAACAGGACGACGAGGAGCUGUCGCUGUGCAUCGACGUCGAUGCUUCGGCUGUGAAUGCUCUCUCGCUGCGACUGCUGGACCAGCUGCGAGAGGCGAAGGCUCGCCAUUUGACGUGCACCGAAGUGUCGCUACCCUGUGAUCUCACGCCCAGCAUUGCGGCGGAAAAUCGUGUGUCGGAGAAGGAGCCGUGCGGCAUUCGUGGCUGCACCAUCUAUGUGGAAUUCGAGGAUGAGCCACAAAAUUCACGACGCAUCGCCUCACUCAAAGUCGAUCCCGAUACGGUGUCCACAUUCGAAGUGUAUUUGACACUCCGUCAGGAUCAUCGCGGCUGGGCAGCACUGCUGCCACAGUUCAUGAAGAGUCUGGCACGCACCAUUACCAUCAGUCCAGAGUAUACCAUAACGAAGCAUAAGCUUUACUCGGCCGAUGGUUUGGGCGCUCGUCGCAGCUAUAGCUUCGGCUCAAGCUCAAGCACGAGCUCAAGCUCAAGCUCAAGCCAGGCAAUAGCGACGCCAACGUUGUAAGCGAAGAGCGUGCGAUCGAGAAAGAGAGAGAGAGAGUGAGAGACAGACGGAGCCCAGCGAGUGCGAAACAUACAUAUAUAUAUAUAUAUAUAUAUAUGUAUAAAUAUAUAUAUAUAUAUAGAUAUAUAUAUAUAAAAAGAGCGCGCGUUUAACACCGCCCAACACCCCCUGUGAUGUCGAGAGCAGUAGUUAGUUGCGAGCGCAACGCGACGACGAAGCAAGUAUUCGAAGCCACCCCACCUACACAAAUACACAUACAAACACACACACAUACACACACUCAUACUAAUAUACUAGUAGGAGUUGUUCGCUCACGCGCAACUCUUUUGGAAUUCAAAUUUUUUUAUUUUUUGUUUUUUUGUAAUUGUGACUCUCACCACCAUUUUACUUAGAUGCGUAGUAGAUGCUAUCAAAAGAAAAAGAAAAACGAAAAAAUACAAGAAAAAAAAACAAAAAACAGCAAGCGAAAAAACAAAAAAACAAAUAACUAGUGUUUUAAGUUGUUUCUCCUUUUCAAAAAGCAAAUACAAAAAGAAAAAACAAAAACAAAAAUCAUUAAAAAUAAACAAGAAAAAAAAACCAUGAAAUUCAAAGACGGCGAUCCGCAAGCCUCAGCAGCAGCAGCAGCAGGAGCAGCUCUCUUUUUGGGCUGUUGCUGGGCCGCUGCGAGGGUCGCUCAGUCGACAACUCAUGAAUAUGUGAUACUGUUUAAGAUGCUAAGAGUUUUUUGCGUGCGCUCGCUCGCAAGUACGGCCAGGCAAAAAACGUUGAUAAAAUACACACACACACACACACACACUAACACACCCCCAUAUAUACACACACACAAAUACACACAUACACAUACAAAUUAAAUGUGAACAGAUUUUUUAAUUGUAUGCUAUUCUAGUAAUAAACAAACAAAACAAAAACAAAAAACAAACAAACAAAAAAAACUUGAUCUUGAUAAAUUUAAAAUUUAACAUAUUAUUAUGUACGUUUAAUAUGAGAAGCAUCUAUAUUAAAAAAAGAGCUGUAAAAAACUCCGCUGCGAUGAUCGAUCGAUUUAAAUGAUCAUCAUUCAAUGAGUGUAAUAAGUGUAGACGACGUGGAUUGAAAUGAUCCAAUUUUAGUUAGACGCAGCUUGCUGCAUUAAAAUUUUUUUAAAUUAUUUAUUAAUCUUAAUUAAACCAACAAAUUUUUAGGAUUUUAACAAAUUUUUAUAUAUUAUUAAAUGUAUAGCGCGUACAACACAAACAACAACAAAAACAUUAAAAUUACAACAAAAAAAAAAACAAAAACAAAACAAAAAAAUAUUGCUUAAAUGUUAAGGCAAAAGAAAAUAUCUCAGUAAAUGUGAAAGCGUAAAAAAUUUGUAAAAUUUUUUGUCUGUGUAAAACUCCAAUUGCGAUAAAAACAAAAAUAAAAAUAAUAAUAAUAAUUAGAAACCUAAAAGUAGCAGCAAAAAA